AUGGGGUUCUUUGUGACGCCAGAGAAAGCGAUCAAGUUCACGAAAUACAGCGUGGCUCUGGUAUGUUCUUGGCCACCGUCGCUUCUGGCUCCUAAAACUCAAAUUGCAAUUUUCAAUACACUGUGGUACACGUUGUUCGCUAGUGCGUUCGUGUUGCUUUUGCCGCUAUUAAGCGCGAUUUACGAGUUCCGUAUGGAACCCAUAAUUCUUGGGAAAACCGUAAGUCUUUUCGCGGCUGUCGCCCAAGUGGUGAUUAAAAUGACGGUCUGUCGCCUGCAGCAGAGGCAGUUUCAAGCAUUGUUCUUCGACAUGGAGGAUUUCUGCAAACGCGCGACCAAGGAUGAGAAACUCGUUCUCCAGCAUCACGUCGACAAAUACAAAUGCUUCCACGGCGUUUACACGUUCUGGUGUUUCAUGAUCACGAUGUUCGUUAUAAGCGGCCCGCUGUACACGCCGCAAACGUUUCCAACGCACGCGAGAUACCCGUUCUCGGUGGAACGACAGCCGAUUAAAAGUAUUAUCUUCUUACAUCAGUCGCUAGUUGGUUUCCAGGCCUCCGCUGGCAUGGCCGUCGAUGCUCAAUUUGCUCUUCUUAUGCGAUACGUGACGGCCAGAUUCGAGCUUUUGGCGGUGCAACUGCGGGCAGCCAAGUCCGAUCGCGACCUCAACGACUGCAUAGAAAGUCACGGGAAACUCUUGAGAUAUACGAGGGACGUGCACAAAUCCGUCAUAGUUAUAGUUUUGGCAACGGUAGCGACGACAAACUUGGCGGUGAUAUUUGGCAGUUUAAAUUUAGUCACCAAUCAACCGUUACUGUUGAAAGCUUUAUACGCCCUCGUGGUGUUCAGCGCUAGUUUGGAAUUAUUCAUGUACGCUUGGCCGGCUGAUACUCUCAUACACAUGAGUGCAAAGACUGCUAUGGUCGCUUACAACACAGAGUGGUACAAAUGGGACACUCGAAUGCAGAAAAAGAUUUUUUAUAUCAUACUGAGGUCUCAUAAACUCGUAGCCAUUCGAAUCAACGGCAUUCUGCCAAACCUUUCGUUGUCCUAUUACACAAUGUAUCUGUACAAAGCAUUCUCCUACUUCACAGCAGUGCGUAUCAUGGUCGGAACCGCCAACGAUGCAUGACGUUUUAAACAACGAAGGGUCUAGUAACC
This is a messenger RNA of Colletes gigas, 1160 nucleotides long. RefSeq lists its product as uncharacterized. Gene Ontology annotation, molecular function: odorant binding; olfactory receptor activity. The record is from RefSeq and is a predicted model, not a curated record. The coding region runs from base 1 to 1131 and encodes 376 amino acids. Gene Ontology annotation, biological process: detection of chemical stimulus involved in sensory perception of smell; sensory perception of smell. The transcript has 6 exons. Gene Ontology annotation, cellular component: plasma membrane. NCBI's taxonomy places the organism in Eukaryota, Metazoa, Arthropoda, Insecta, Hymenoptera, Colletidae.